This is a messenger RNA of Daldinia childiae, 2421 nucleotides long. Its product is annotated as DNA ligase 4. Gene Ontology annotation, cellular component: DNA ligase IV complex. NCBI's taxonomy places the organism in Eukaryota, Fungi, Ascomycota, Sordariomycetes, Xylariales, Hypoxylaceae. Gene Ontology annotation, biological process: nucleotide-excision repair, DNA gap filling; DNA recombination; double-strand break repair via nonhomologous end joining. Gene Ontology annotation, molecular function: DNA ligase (ATP) activity; DNA binding; ATP binding. Bases 1 to 2421 code for a protein of 806 amino acids. The record is from RefSeq and is a predicted model, not a curated record. The transcript has 6 exons.
AUGCCCUUUCCAUACAAAUAUAUAUGCGAUCUACUCCAACAACUUGACAAUGAGUCUCGCAAAGACGGGCAUAAACAGACUUCUGCAAGGAGCAUAAUCGAAACGUGGUUUCGUGAGCAUCGUUCGAGUCUCGAUGCUUCCGAGAAUGAUCCAAGCGCCAUAUUAUCCACUUUGCUACCAAGAAGAAGGACAGACAAAAUCUACCUUAUCCAAGCUGCAAGACUUGAAAGUAUAUUUGGUAAAGCCUUACUUCUAGGAGCCUCACGAUUGCAAGAACUCCGAAGAUACAGGACUCCUGGUCUAGGCGUAGAUCUUGCCGAUUGUGUUGAAGGCAUCUUAAAACGUACGCCUAAUGAUACGCAAGAUUGCAAUGGACUCACAGUAGAGGAGAUCGAUGACACUCUAAACCGCAUUGCAGCGGCCUGUCGAUUCAGUUCGCCUUCAGUUAGAGCUUCGCGUAGGACUCAAGACUCUAGAGACCAGGAUCAAUCUCUAGUCACCAUUUACAGGAAACUCAGUCCGCGUGAUGCAAAAUGGUUUACAAGGCUAAUAUUAAAGAACUACCAGCCGGUGGUCAUAGAUGAACGUCUCGUAUUCCGUUGCUAUAACGAUCUCCUACCUCAGCUGAUGAAGGUAAGAGAUGAUUUUACCACAGCCACUACCUUCUUACGGCAGGUCAGCCAGCCGUCCCGCGAUCAACCCGACAUUGCCAGUAUGCUGAAGCCAGUUAUCGGGACAAAAGUUGGUCGGCAAACAUGGCUCAAAGGGAGAAGUAUCAAGCAUUGUCUAGAUAUGGGUAAAUCCCGGGAUAUGAGUUGCGAGCAGAAGAUUGACGGGGAGUACUGCCAAAUACACAUCGAUCUCCGCAAACGUUGUUCUCCUAUCCAGAUAUUUUCCAAGAGUGGAAAAGAUAGCACCCAGGAUCGGAUCGGCCUUCAACAGGUCAUACGAGAUUCGUUGAAGCUGGGAACAUCAGAUUGCCCCUUUAAAGUUGGCUGUAUUCUCGAGGGGGAAAUGGUUGUAUACAGUACUCAAGACAAUAAGAUAUUGCCAUUCCAUAAAAUUCGCAAGCACGUUUCACGCUCUGGUUCCUUUAUAGGGACUAGCUAUGAUUCUCAGCCUCACGACUACGAGCAUUUGAUGAUAGUAUAUUUCGACGUACUGCUUAUUGAUGAUGAAUCGUUACUUGGAGUCCGACAGUUUGAGCGCUUUAGGCGCUUGAGCGAUCUUGUUACUUGUCGGAAGGGUUGUGCUGAGCUAGUACCCCGUGAGACGAUAUCUUUUGGUCGGCCAUCUGCUGCGUUGAGGUUACGUGAAGCUUUUGCGAAAUGCAUUGUCGCUCGAGGUGAAGGCCUUGUCCUGAAGCCCGAUGAACCAUACUUCAACUUUAGCACAGCGCAAAAGUCGUUCAGCUGCUGCAAUAUCAAAUUGAAGAAGGAAUACGUCCAAGGUUGGGGAGAUGUCGGAGAUUUAUCCGUAAUUGGUGCCUCUUAUGAUGCAGCAAAAGUAAAAGAAUAUAAGAAACCCAAUAUUAAAUGGACUCAUUUCUUCAUUGGGUGUCUAGACAACAAGGAGAAAGCACGAGCAAGAACUGAAAAACCUCGAUUUAUAGUUACUAAUGUCGUCGAGCUUUCCGAGGCCCUUCUAUGGACGGUUAUGACUCAAUGUUUUCCAUCCCCAGUCCCGUUCGAUUCAAAUGAGUCUAUAAUCUUGGACUUUAAGCUAGGGAGGGUAGACAAGCGACCGGACGAUAUAUUCUUAGAACCGUUAGUGUUCGACAUGCGUUGUUUCUCCUUCGACAAAUCACCAAAUACGACUUUCUGGAGCAUGAGGUUUCCAUCGGUCUCCAAGAUUCACCAUGAUAGAUCAUACUUGGAUACUAUCAGCUUUACGGAACUCCAAGAGUUGGCCUCAAAUGCAACAGAAAUACCAGAGCUCGAAGAUAGUCAGGAGAUGCGCAAGUGGAUAUCAGCGUUAGAAAAGGCAGACCCAGGAGGAAUUGCUGUGGACGUCAUCAGCCAACAAAGCAAUAGAACUGAACCAAGAGCACCUCCAAGGCCAUCCCCCAAUGAGACCAAUCACGAAAAGGAACCCCGAAGCGUAUUGAUGCCGAAAUCUUGUAAACGAAUGUGGUCCCAGGAGCCUACACCUAGCUUUGCAUAUAAAUGGGAUGUCUCGCUAGGAAAGACACGGAAGUCUCGAGUCCGCAAGAUCUGUCUUGUCGAAUCAAGACGGGUAGAUGCCACAUCAUCCUUUGUUAAAAACAUAGGAGAAGCUGGCUUGAAGAAAAAGAACGGAGAGCGCGAGUGGGUGGGUGUUUAUGACUGGCGGAUACUAGAGGAUAUCUCGGAUUUAGAGUCCGGGAAGACCAAACUAGAAGGGAUAGAUCUGUGGAGGAAACACUACGUGGCGAUUGCAUAG